AUGUCGUCGGUGUUCAGCGGCGAUGAGACGGCCCCCUUCUUCGGCUUCCUCGGCGCCGCCGCCGCCCUCAUCUUCUCAUGUUCGUUCCCCCUUCCCCCAUCCUCCUCUUCCACCCGCGCACUCAAUCGAUUCCGUACCCAAAGCUCUAGUUUUUCCCCAAGAAAGUUCGAAUUUUUCAGCGUCCAUAGCCCGAUCUGUCGCCGGAGUUCCGUGGUUCGGCUCGAUCUGACCGAGCCCCAGCUUCCGGUCAGCGCGAUUCCGGGCGCGCCGGUGCUGGAUCUGCCCGAUUCGGUCCCGGUCGGGUGCGGGAUUCCAGAAAUCGACGGGCUUUUUCGGUCGGGCAGCGGGGCAGGCAUGGGCGCGGCGUACGGGACGGCGAAGAGCGGCGUCGGCGUGGCGUCGAUGGGUGUGAUGCGGCCGGAGCUCGUCAUGAAGUCCAUCGUGCCCGUCGUCAUGGCUGGUGUGCUCGGUAUCUACGGCCUCAUCAUCGCCGUCAUCAUCAGCACGGGGAUCAACCCCAAGGCCAAGCCCUACUACCUCUUCGAUGGCUACGCCCACCUGUCGUCCGGGCUUGCCUGUGGCCUUGCUGGGCUUGCGGCUGGCAUGGCCAUCGGCAUUGUCGGUGAUGCUGGAGUCAGGGCAAAUGCACAACAGCCGAAGCUUUUCGUGGGCAUGAUCCUCAUCCUCAUUUUCGCAGAAGCGCUUGCUCUCUACGGUCUGAUCGUUGGAAUUAUCCUUUCAUCCCGUGCUGGUCAAUCCCGGGCGGAAUAA
Molecule: messenger RNA, 771 nt
Organism: Miscanthus lutarioriparius
Lineage: Eukaryota; Viridiplantae; Streptophyta; Magnoliopsida; Poales; Poaceae
Source: the annotation of a GenBank genome assembly